This is a messenger RNA of Lachancea sp. 'fantastica', 1434 nucleotides long. Lineage: Eukaryota; Fungi; Ascomycota; Saccharomycetes; Saccharomycetales; Saccharomycetaceae. The record is from the annotation of a GenBank genome assembly.
AUGGACCUUUAUGAUCAACUGCCGAACAGCAAGUUGGCCUUUCUUCAAGAAUAUGCGGUUGUGCUGGAUUGUUUGAUAGAAAAACGAGUUACAGUAACUGAUCUGUUAACCCGUAGGCCGACAGAACUCGCAAGGAUAGUACCACGUUCAAUAAACGAGAUCGCGAGCUUUCAACAGGCCCUCAAAAAUGAGUAUGAAGAGCUUUUGUUCGGGCCAAAACGGUCUAGUCUAGCAGUGGUCCAAGAUUGCAUUCGAGAAUUCACAACUGGAGAUCGCGGGAUAGACGAAGUACUAGGUGGUGGAAUACGUACGCAUGGAAUCACUGAAGUUUUCGGUGGGAGUUCAACAGGAAAGUCCCAAUUUCUUAUGCAGCUGGCUUUAACAGUUCAGGUCUCAGUUGAGCAUGGUGGUUUGAACGGAAAAUGCGUUUUCAUCACUACAGAGGGCAGUAUCUCUACCAAAAGGCUUGAGGAACUCAUUGCAAACAAAUCAAAGCAGCUGCCGGGUUUUGAGCAGGUUUCUCAAGAUAACAUUUUCACCGUCAAUUGCAACGAUCUUGCCAAUCAAGAGCACACGCUCCAGGUCCAGCUUCCUAUUCUUAUUGAAAGAAAUCCAGAUAUCAAGCUUGUCGUAGUGGACUCGAUUUCACAUCAUCUUCGAGUAGAGCUCGAGAGGAGAUCGUUCAGAGAUUCCCAGGAUAAUCGACAUUACAUUGAUCAGAUGGCUCAACAUCUGCUGAAGCUGGCGAAUGAUUACUCUUUGGCCGUGGUGGUAGCUAACCAAGUUGGCGAUAAGCCUGUUCCUGAACCAUCUGCGGUCAAUUCCUCCCCAAAUGGCGAUUUCACUAGCUAUGGCUACCAAAUUGGUUGGACUGUCGGCUGGAAAGACUCUACCAUAUAUUAUCGCCAAGUACAAGAGGGUCUCUUAACAGACAGUGUCAAUAAAGCAAAACCUCAGCAGCGUGGCAACAUUGAAAGCAUUCUUUCUGAGGAUGAAGAUUACAGACUGGUGGCAGAAGCAGCAUUUGCCAGGAAACGACCGCGGGACGAAGAAAACACCAGCAAAGAGAGCAAUAGAAGUUCUUCGCCAUCAUUAGCCUCAGCCCGCACAGAAACUUCCACUUCACCUUUUCCGAAAUUUCUGCCAAUGCCGUUAAGACGCAGGCGCAAGGUGGAGACAAAGAUCCCCAACUUGGGUCUAUCGUGGGCUAAUCACCUUUCAGUAAGAAUCAUGCUUUCCAAGAUCUAUAGGGCUAGUCCCAUGAUUAGAAGGGGGGAACUGGAUCUCAAUGAAGUGAUGGAUACAAAUAACUUCUGGCAGGUGCAUCGAACAUUUCGGGUGAUUUUUUCAGAAUACUCCAAGAAACCAGAUGUGGAAUUCAUCAUCUCAUCUAGCGGUAUUGAAAGCAUCACUCAAGUAAAACAGAGCAAGUAG